AUAAAUCGUGUACUUUUUGGUUUAAUUACUUUGCACAUUUUUUACACUGAUGGACAGCUACAUCAUACACUGUAAUACAGAUAAUUUUUGAUUUCCCAUCUGUGUGGCUCAUUAAUGAUCCUUUAUUAUCAGUCUAAAAAUGUUUUCAUUAUUUUUCUUUUGUAAAGAAAAAAAAAAAGGCAGUUCAUAGUUGUACAAAGGACAUUUUGAUAUCUUUAAAGUACAGCUGGCUCUGGCUCUGCCCCGAUAUGGCAUUUAACUAGAAAAAGGGAUGAAUAAAUAAAGUGCUGUGUGAGCAUGUUCAUCUCUGACUUCCCCUCUGGUGUGUGUGGUCGAGGUUUCAUCUAAAGCUCAGUGAUGUUUCCGCUCACAGUAAGAGAUAUUGAAUGAUCACAGUUACAGAAGAUAUUCAUCUGGAUCACAAGAUGAAGAUCAUCCAGCUUCAGAUAUGUCUGUUCAUGUGGUCUCAAGUCACAGAGAGUUUAACAAACACAGCAGUAACUUUAGGAGAUGAUGUGAUUAUAAGCUGUGAACUUGAUAUAGAGGAGAUUUACUGGUUCAGACAGAAAUCACCGGAUCCUCCAGAGUUGAUCUUACGCACUUUCAGUAGCAUAGAAGGAGCAGCUCAAUAUGAAAACAUAAUAUUCAAACUCAUAUACUCAGUGAAAACUAACAGUAGUCUGUUCAUCAGAAAUAUCACCGCUGAGGAAUUAGGAGUUUAUUAUUGUGUGAAAACUAGUGAACCACAAAAAUUCAGCAACGGCACCAAAAUCAACAUCAGCGAAUCAAAUGAUGCUCUAGAACAGGAGACACCAUGGAGAAUCCUGACCAUCAUCACUUCUGUCCUGCUGAAUGUGCUUCUGAUCACGGCAUUGAUAGGUUUGGGAAAGAAAUAUCUUCAGGCAAGAAGAUUUAAAAAUAAUUCAGAGAACCCCCAAAGUACCACAGUAGCUCAGUACUCUACCGAUUCAAUGUAUGCUAUGGUUGAUUUCUCCACGCACCCCCGAGAAAACAGGUCUUGCCCGGAGCAGGCCAUCUACUCUCUUCUCCAACCAGUAAAAAUUAUGAAGUAACAUGCAAUAUAAAUAUAAUGUAAAUAUACAGAUAUAUAUUAAAGUUCAUUUAACAUUUUUGUACUUACAUUUGUGGAGUCUCAUAGAUUGACAUGUAUUCUACAAUGUUUAAAAUGGUAAACGUGUGUGUGUGUGUAUGUCUAAUAUAUAUAUAUAUAUAUAUAUAUAUAUAUAUAUAUAUGUUUGACUGCUGUUGUUUAAUAUUUAUAUGAAGUUUUAUUGUUCAAAAAAACGCUAAAUGUAGUGGACACUGGGGAUAUUUGUCACAAGAGGAAGUGUUCACCAGAGUAUCUCAGUUAUGAAGUUAAAAGGUGUUUUUUUUUUGACGUGUGGUUUAACUGUGAAGCUGAGUUGUGCUGUGAAAACAAGAGUAUUUUAAAUGUUGGUGUUUUUAUUUUUUAUUUAUUUUUAUUUUUUUAUGUCUAAUGUAUGUUUGCUACUAUAUGAAUUGUUUUGUUUUUAAAUAAGCAGAUAUAAUUCU
Messenger RNA from Carassius auratus (goldfish), 1554 nucleotides. RefSeq lists its product as uncharacterized. NCBI's taxonomy places the organism in Eukaryota, Metazoa, Chordata, Actinopteri, Cypriniformes, Cyprinidae. The transcript is spliced from 5 exons. Gene Ontology annotation, biological process: response to bacterium. The coding region runs from base 387 to 1073 and encodes 228 amino acids. The record is from RefSeq and is a predicted model, not a curated record.